Messenger RNA from Morchella sextelata, 966 nucleotides. RefSeq lists its product as uncharacterized. The transcript has 3 exons. NCBI's taxonomy places the organism in Eukaryota, Fungi, Ascomycota, Pezizomycetes, Pezizales, Morchellaceae. The coding region runs from base 1 to 966 and encodes 321 amino acids. The record is from RefSeq and is a predicted model, not a curated record.
AUGCCUCCAAAAUCCAAAGCGGUUUGGGACGAUGAAAAAGACAAGCUAUUGUUAAAGCUUUUAUUGAAGCAAAUAAAAGCUGGCAAGCGGUCAGAUAAUGGUUUUAAGAAGGAGGCAUGGGUGCAGAUAACUGCAGAUUUCAACUCUGUUUUUUCGCCCGGUUGUGAAAGAGAGCAGGUUAAAACCCGUGUUUUUGCAUUGAAAAAAAAAUUGGAUGUUUUCCAAAAGCUUUGCGAGAAUUCGGGUUUCGGUUGGGAUUCUGAAAGAAAAAUCCCGACCGCUCCUGACGAUGUCUGGGAUACAUAUAUUCAGUAUCAUAAAGACGCAAAGCAAUUCCGACACAGAACUUUACAGCACCAUGAUAUGUUAUACGAAAUAUUCUCAAAAUCGGUUGCGACUGGGCUAUUUGCUUCUGCUACUACACAAUCUCAAUCUAGUGCUUCUUCAUCUACACAACCAGUUUCUACCGAAGAUUUUGAAAACCAAUACACGGAUAUAGACGGUGAAAAAUCAGAUUACGACGAUCCUCUACACAUAUCCGAGUCACGGCAUAGUACACCUAUUCCUAUGUUCAGCCGGAAACGUUUGAGAACUGAAACGGAAAGCCCACCAUCAAUUUCAGCCCAAACAUACAAUACAACUGUAAAGAAACCACGGACUGCUACACAUGCUGCAGCGGAGGGCUUGAAUGAGCUUGCAAAAGCUUUCAAAGAGGCCAAACAAAUCCGUGCCCCACCGCCUAUUACCAAACUCGAACAAGCAUUAGACAAAAUGACCGAAUUUGUUGAAGAAGGGAAAUGGUCAGAAGAGGAUUAUAUGUUGGCAUAUGAAAUAAUGUUGAAGGAUGACAGGCACGCAAUCUUUUUCUGUAGUGCACCGGAACAUAUCAAAUUGGGCUGGGUCAAAAAGAAGAAAUCAGUGUCGGAUACAAUAGAUAGGGUAGAAAACACUGCAGAGGGCGUAUAA